This is a messenger RNA of Acromyrmex echinatior (Panamanian leafcutter ant), 1658 nucleotides long. RefSeq lists its product as hypothetical. Lineage: Eukaryota; Metazoa; Arthropoda; Insecta; Hymenoptera; Formicidae. The record is from RefSeq and is a predicted model, not a curated record.
UAUAACUCAAUUUCCACGCCCGAGGCGUAAAAAGUGCUAUAUAAAAAAAACAUGAAGAAAGGUCUCUGUCAAGAAAUAAAUGAAAAGUCUAUUUCGCGUGAAGCGUGAAAUUUAUAUCGGAAAUGCAUACGAAGUAUGGUUUAUAUCGAGAAAAUAAGAAGAACGGUUCAAGUCGCAUACAAUUAGAAGGGUCUACAUAGCGCAAUAUUCACUAUUCAUAAAUUACAUGAAUUUAGUUACGGAAAAUUAAAUAAUAUAUGAAUAAAUGAGUGCGAGAAACAGGAUUGAAAAUCAAGAUGAUUUCCGUUCUCAGUUAUAUCACUAUAAAAUUUAGAGAGAAGAAAAUAUAUUGCGCUAUAUAAUCUCUUCUUUAAUUUCAUGCGACUUGAACCGGCUCGAACCGUUCUUCUCAUUUACUCGAUAUAAAGCGUACUUCGUAUGCGUCCCGACAUUGACCGAUCUUCAUGCCUUAUGCGAAAUAGAUUGCUUUUCAUUCAUUUCUUGACAUAAACCUUUCUCCAUGUUUUUCUCGAUAUAGCAUCUCCUAUGGCUCAGGCGUCGAUUUACAGAGAUACAUAAAAAUGACAACAGAUAGCGAGAAGGCAGCAAGAAACUCUACCAAUAUGAAUAUAUUUCGAGAAACGACAGAAGGUACCACAGAAGGAACGAAUACAACAUCAGAUAAAACGGUAGCGAGUACCACAGAUGUGACGAACGCGGAAACAAAAACUUCUGUUAAUAUGAAUAUGUUUCAAUUUGGAGACAUUAAAAUGACAGCGAAUGCUGCUGAAACGACAUAUGUAACAGCAAACAGCUCUACGAAUAUGAAUGUGAUUCGAUUUGAAGACACCAAAACAGCAGCAGAUGCCAUAGAAGCAACGAACACGGCAGAGGCCAAAGCGGUAGCGAAUGCCACAAAGAAGACGAACGCGGCAGUAAGAAACUUUGUUGGUGAUAUUUCGAAAGGAUAUAUAGAAACAUUUCAAUUUGGAAAGGCCAAAACUGUAGCGAGUGCUGCAGAGAUGACGAACUCGACAAGAAACUUUACCGAUAUCAAUCAAUUUGAAGGUACCAAAAUGGCGGGUGUCACAGAGGAGAUAAAUCCAACAAAAUUUGUUGAUGUACAUAUGUUAUGGAGAGAGACUGAAUUGUAUCGAAGGGAAAAAGAACUUGCUGAGCGAGAGUUAAUGUUAGCUCGAAGAGAAAUUGAGUUGCUUCGACAAGCUUUGAUUGAUAUGGCUACUCGCUCACAAAAAAUAUGUUGCUGUUUAGAGAAGAUGUCGUUGCAAGAUGAAGACGAUGAAUCUGUUUCAGUGUCCGGACGAGAUAGUCGCAGUAAGCAGCGUCUGGAACAUAAAGAUCAAGGCUUGGUCUUUAUUAAUCCUGACAACAUUGUUUAAAUUGUGGUCAGCUUGAUCAUUCGGCUACUGUCUGACAAAAUACAAUAGUAUUGAAAUAUUUUAAGUUUUAAGUUUUAAGUUUCAGCGAGGGAAGACAUGUUGCCUCGGAAUAAGCUGUUGCUUAAGACAAAUGAAGAAAAAGGAAAUAGUUAGAAAUGUGAGAGUAAUCAUUCCAGCUUUUUCGUGAGACGAUCAGAACCUUUUGUAUUAUCGUCAUCAACAUUUAUUUUAGUAAUUGUCCCUACUUGUUUCUCUAAA